Molecule: messenger RNA, 2770 nt
Organism: Daphnia magna
Lineage: Eukaryota; Metazoa; Arthropoda; Branchiopoda; Diplostraca; Daphniidae
Gene: MFS16
Product: glucose-6-phosphate exchanger SLC37A2
Exons: 14
Coding region: 169-1902 (577 amino acids)
Biological process (GO): transmembrane transport
Molecular function (GO): glucose 6-phosphate:phosphate antiporter activity
Source: RefSeq, a predicted model, not a curated record
GCUGUAUCCCAUGACAACAUACACAGGGCUGCUUCGAAAUUUUGAGCUUACAAAAUUUUCUACCUCCGUACAGUGUAUACGUGGCUUAAAUUUUGUCCGACUAUUUACACUGGUCGUGUGUAGUUACCUAUUGAUUUCGUGAAUACUGCUUGUUUUUUUGUACACACAAUGUCUCAUUCCCCCCAUGAUGUGCCUUUGGGUAUAAAAAUAAUCCGAAAAUUCGGAAGUUGUUUUUGCCCAAAUUUUAGAGGAUCAAGAACAUUCAUAUAUCGGACAUCAAUAUUAGUGCUAACAUUCUUCACCUACACUGCAUAUCACAUGUCAAGAAAGCCAAUCAGUGUUGUGAAGAACGUCCUGAGUCAAAACUGUACCGGUUUGAUACCUCCACCUGGAACAUUUAUUGAUGAAAACAACAAAGACUCUUGGUGUGAUUGGGCUCCAUUUGAUGGAAAAAAUUCACAGACUUUGCUUGGUACACUGGAUUCAGCCUUUCUUUUUGCGUACGCAGCCGGCAUGUUUCUUAGUGGAUUUGUUGCUGAGCGAGUAAAUUUACGCUAUUUCCUGGCGUUGGGCAUGCUCACGUCAGGUUUUUUCACCUACCUAUUUGGCGUAUCUUACUCGCAAGGUAUCCACUCGUUACCUUACUUCUUCAUAGUCCAGACGAUAGCUGGCUUUGCCCAAUCCACUGGAUGGCCCGGUGUAGUGACCGCAGUCGGUAAUUGGUUUGGCAAAGGAAAAAGAGGUUUGAUUUUCGGCAUCUGGAAUUCACAUACUUCGGUGGGGAACAUCUUGGGAUCGCUGAUUGCUGGUCACUUUGUCGAAAGCAAUUGGGGAAUGUCGUUUAUUAUACCCGGUGCUAUUAUCGGCUUUAUGGGUUUCAUUAUCUUCCUAUUUUUGGUAACUGACCCACGCUCAGUCGGAUGCAAUCCCCCUGACCACCACGGAAGUCGAGAUGAAACGAUUAGAGCUGGCUAUUCGAGCAUCGAGGAUGACAGUAUCAGCCCUGGUCGUAACCGGAAUAUGCGUCUCUAUGCCAACGGCUCAACUAGCUCGUCUGCUAGUUCGUCUAUCACCAUUGACCCCGAACGGGAAUCGUUGUUGACUCCGACCGACAACAGCGUGGAUUCCAUGGAAGUUGGUACUCCUGAUAAAGUGCCUUCUGAAAUCACCAUUUCAAGCACUGAUAUCCUGGCAAAGCCGCCGGUCAGCCUGAACAAUCCUGACUUCCACCGGAGGGAGAAAGCUAUUGGAUUUAUUCAGGCCCUUCGCAUUCCGGGCGUGAUUGAAUUCUCCUUGUGCCUUUUCUUCGCGAAGCUCAUCAACUAUACCUUUCUAUUUUGGUUGCCACGUUAUAUCAACGCAUCCACAUCAUUUGACGCAUCCGAAAGCGCAGAUUUAUCGACACUCUUCGACGUGGGUGGCAUUGUGGGUGGUAUAAUCGCCGGUGUAUUGAGCGACGUUACUGGCAUGAGUGCUGUAACAUGUGCCGUUAUGUUGGUCGUUGCAAUUCCCAUGCUCUUCGUCUACCAAACGUUUGGCACAAUAAGUCUUGUCUCCAAUAUCCUUCUUCUCAUGUCUGUCGGCUUGCUCGUAAACGGACCUUAUGCCCUUAUCACGACGGCAGUUUCAACCGAGUUGGGCACCCAUCAGUCGCUUCGAGGCUCUGCCCGUGCCCUAGCCACCGUUACUGCCAUUAUUGACGGCACUGGGUCUAUUGGAGCGGCAGUUGGUCCCCUAAUUGCUGGAACCGUUUCUGACUAUGGUUGGGACAAUGUCUUUUACAUGUUAAUGGUUGCAGAUGUCAUCGCGCUCGUCUUACUUUCUCGUCUGGUGAAACACGAGAUUGAACGUUUCCGCGAAAGGCGACGUGAGAUGCGUUUCAAAAGAGAGCGUAUGGCCUAAACUGUUGUAGCCUAACGGCAGACGAACAGGGGAGUCCUCCUCGACACUACUUGACGUUUUGCCCGUUUUUUCAUCCUUUAUUUUAUAUUAAAAAAAGAAAGUUCAUGAAUGGCUUACCAUCUUUACGGAGAAAACUUAAAAAAAAAAAAUCAUGUUUGUUCGCUAAGUGAACUUUUCAGUGGAUCGGCUUGUUGAUCAGCUUAUUUCCCUUUCACGCUCGGUCUGCCUUUCUGCUGUCUUUAUUUGUUUCCCCCUUUUUAUGCAAAAAAAAAGAGUGCCCAACGAAACAUCUUUGUCAUUCCCUUGUCCAUUGUGGAUUUGCAUUCCAAGUGCACGGUGACAACUGGUGGGAACUACGCAGACAAGUCUUUCUUCCUUCAAUUCAGUUCACAAUUAUAUAUAAUUAUUAUCAUUAAAUCCCGAAUCCCCACCCUCCGUUUGUGCACGUUGUACAGAGCACAAGUUGUCAGGUGUUACCCCUUUUUCCCAGAUCACUCUUUUUUGUUGAUUGAAAAAAACCGAGAAGUUCCCUCGUGAGUUAAUAUAGAUCGAUUCACCGUUAUCUUAAUAACCCCUGAAAAAAAAUUAAGGCAGAAUUUUUCUUUUUUUUUCUUUUCUUUUCUUUUUUAAACACCCCUUAAUAUUUUUCUGCCUUACUUUCUUCUUGUAACUUGCCCGUGUGUCUGGUAGUGAAUGUGUGCCAACAUCGACGUAAAAUGUGUGUGGUGGGCAAGGCGAGAGGAAAGAAAAUGUGCUUUCAAAAAGAAAAACAAAACAAAGCGUGAUGGCCAUUCCGCCAAACAUGUCUCCCAACGACCCGACUGAUGAAAUCUAUUGAUGGUAUCUAAAUAAAAAAAAUUAUAUUAAA